Messenger RNA from Delphinapterus leucas (beluga whale), 3093 nucleotides. It is a transcript of the gene HELLS, whose product is annotated as helicase, lymphoid specific. Gene Ontology annotation, molecular function: ATP binding; chromatin binding. Gene Ontology annotation, biological process: DNA methylation-dependent constitutive heterochromatin formation; negative regulation of gene expression via chromosomal CpG island methylation; lymphocyte proliferation. Lineage: Eukaryota; Metazoa; Chordata; Mammalia; Artiodactyla; Monodontidae. The record is from RefSeq and is a predicted model, not a curated record. Gene Ontology annotation, cellular component: pericentric heterochromatin; nucleus.
UUUUUCUCUGGCUGGACACCUGGCCGGGAGACUGGGACCGGCAAGCGGCUGGGAGGUUUUACCGCGCGGCGUUGCAGGCGCUGUGAGGAGGGCACCCGGUUCCGGAGUGUGUGUCCAGCAAUGCCGGCGCAGCGCCCCGCCAGCAGCGGCGGGUCCGUAGCUCCCGAUAUGGUUGAACAGCCGGAGACUGCCGUGAUUACCCCAGCCAUGGUAGAGGAGGAAGAACAGCUUGAAGCUGCUGGGCUAGAGAGAGAGAGGAAGAUGCUAGAAAAGGCUCGCAUGUCUUGGGAUAGAGAGUCCAUGGACAUUCGAUAUCGUAGACUUCAGCAUUUGCUUGAAAAAAGCAAUAUUUACUCCAAAUUUUUAUUGACUAAAAUGGAACAGCAGCAGUUAGAGGAACAGAAGAAGAAAGAGAAAUUGGAGAGAAAAAAGGAAUCUUUAAAAGUUACUAAGGGUAAAAAUUCCAUUGAGGCAAGUGAGGAGAAUGCAGUUAUGAGAAAGAAAAGAGGAAGAGAAGAUGAAUCAUACAGUAUUUCAGAGGUCAUGUCAAAAGAGGAAAUUUUGUCUGUGGCUAAGAAAAGUAAAAAGGAGAAUGAGGAUGAAAGCUCCUCUUCUAAUCUCUGUGUAGAAGAUCUUCAGAAAAAUAAAGAUUCAAAUAGUAAAAUUAAAGAUAGGUUAUCUCAAACGGUUAGGCAAAAUACUAAAUUCUUUUUUGACCCAGUUCGGAAAUGUAAUGGACAGCCAGUACCCUUUCAGCAACCAAAACACUUCACAGGAGGAGUGAUGCGAUGGUACCAAGUGGAAGGCAUGGAAUGGCUUAGGAUGCUUUGGGAAAAUGGAAUUAAUGGCAUUUUAGCAGAUGAAAUGGGAUUGGGAAAGACAGUUCAAUGCAUUGCUACAAUUGCAUUGAUGAUUCAGAGAGGAGUACCUGGACCUUUUCUCGUCUGUGGCCCUUUGUCUACACUUCCUAACUGGAUGGCUGAAUUCCAAAGAUUUACACCAGAAAUUCCUACUAUGUUAUAUCAUGGGACCCAGCAAGAACGUCGAAAAUUGGUAAAGCAUAUUCACAAACGGAAAGGGACAUUGCAGAUUCAUCCUGUGGUGAUCACUUCAUUUGAGAUAGCCAUGAGAGACCGAAAUGCAUUACAGAAUUGCUACUGGAAAUACUUAAUAGUAGAUGAAGGACACAGGAUUAAGAACAUGAAGUGCCGCCUAAUCAGGGAGUUAAAACGAUUCAAUGCAGAUAACAAGCUUCUUUUGACUGGUACUCCUUUGCAAAACAACUUAUCAGAGCUUUGGUCAUUGCUGAACUUUUUGUUGCCAGAUGUAUUUGAUGACUUGAAAAGCUUUGAAUCUUGGUUUGAUAUCACUAGUCUUUCUGAAACCGCUGAAGAUAUUAUUGCUAAAGAAAGAGAACAGAAUGUAUUGCAUAUGCUGCACCAGAUUUUAACACCUUUCUUAUUGAGAAGACUAAAAUCUGAUGUUGCCCUUGAAGUUCCUCCUAAACGAGAAGUAGUUGUUUAUGCACCACUUUCAAAGAAACAAGAGAUCUUUUACACAGCCAUUGUGAACCGUACAAUUGCAAACAUGUUUGGAUCCAGCGAGAAAGAAACAGUUGAGCUGAGUCCCACUGGACGACCAAAACGGCGAACUAGAAAGUCAAUAGAUUACAGCAAAAUAGAUGAUUUCCCUAAUGAAUUGGAAAAACUGAUCAGCCAAAUACAGCCAGAGGUAGACCGAGAAAGAGCUGUUGUGGAAACAAAUAUCCCUAUAGAAUCUGAAGUCAAUCUGAAGCUGCAGAAUAUAAUGAUGCUACUUCGUAAGUGCUGUAAUCAUCCAUAUUUGAUUGAGUACCCUAUAGACCCGGUCACACAAGAGUUUAAGAUUGAUGAAGAGUUGGUAACAAAUUCUGGGAAAUUCUUAAUUUUGGAUCGAAUGCUGCCAGAACUAAAAACCAGAGGUCAUAAGGUGCUGCUUUUUUCACAAAUGACAAGAAUGUUGGACAUUUUGAUAGAUUACUGUCACUUUAGAAAUUUCAACUUUAGCAGGCUUGAUGGAUCCAUGUCUUAUUCAGAGAGAGAAAAAAAUAUGCACAGCUUCAACACAGAUCCAGAUGUGUUUAUCUUUUUAGUGAGUACACGAGCUGGUGGUCUGGGCAUUAAUUUGACUGCAGCAGAUACUGUUAUCAUUUAUGAUAGUGAUUGGAACCCCCAGUCUGAUCUUCAGGCCCAGGAUAGAUGUCAUAGAAUUGGUCAGACAAAGCCAGUUGUUGUAUAUCGUCUUGUUACAGCAAAUACUAUUGAUCAGAAAAUUGUGGAAAGAGCAGCUGCUAAAAGAAAACUGGAAAAGUUGAUCAUCCACAAAAAUCAUUUCAAAGGUGGUCAAUCUGGAUUAAAUCAAUCUAAGAACUUUUUAGACCCUAAGGAAUUAAUGGAAUUAUUAAAAUCUAGAGAUUAUGAAAGGGAAGUAAAAGGAUCAAGAGAGAAGGUCAUUAGUGAUAAAGAUCUGGAGUUGUUGUUAGAUCGAAGUGAUCUCCUAGAUCAAAUGAAUGCCUCAGGACCAAUUAAAGAGAAGAUGGGGAUUUUCAAGAUACUAGAAAAUUCUGAAGAUUCCAGUCCCGAAUGUUUGUUUUAAAUUGGAGCUAAAAGAAUGUCUUUAAAAACUUCUUGUUUACAUCUGGUGAUCUGUAUUGGUGUUAAAAUCCAGAUUUUUCACUCUACUUCUUUGAUUAUAUCAGUUUACAUAAUAUAACUUGUACCAUUGCAUAUGUUUCUGAGCCUUAUUAAGAGCAAAGACAUAUUCAUAGUAAGUUUCAGUUAAUUUUUCGGACUCGAUAGUACUCCUGGGUAUAGGCUGUUGUGUCCUUAACCACUGCCAGAUUUAUACAGUCUUCCUGUGGAAGUUUAAUGUCUUUCCCCCACCCUCCUUUUUAGCAGUACAGUUCAUGAGUUUUUGGUACUUCAGUUAUGGAGUAGGCUUUGGAUGGGGGAAAGAUUGGGAUUAUACUCUCUAUUGUUUAAAUAAGAAAUGGUUUGAUUUUUAGGGUCUCUUUCUAUAAAAUAGUUUGCCAAAUAAAUGUUUGUUAUAAGAUGA